GUGGGUGGAGCAGUGGGGGCUGGGAGCCAGGACUCCUGGGUUCUCUCCUGGUUCUGGGGGGGGAGUGGGGUCUAGUGAUUGUAGUGCAGUGGGGGGGGGGACCCUGUUUGUCUUCCCUCAGCUGCGGUUCUCUGGUUAAAUGAACAGAGAAUCCCCCUCUUGGGGAGCAGUAUAGGGGAGCUGAACCAGAUGGCUGAUCAUUCUAUCCAGCACUGAGGAGAGUAUGAGAUUGGACCUCAGCUCUUCCAACAGAGGGCAGCAUGGCCAGAGCGAGAGACCCUCCCCCCGGCUGUCACGGACCUAUUCAGGCAGUCCCUGCUUUUAAGUGUUUGCACUCUGAUCAGACAAAAUGCCCCCUUGCAGAGAGAGGGAAACCGAGGCACGGAAAGAGGUGUGUCUGGCACAGAACCAAGGGCUGAAUCGCAGCAGCCUUACUUGCCAUCCUGGGGGUUAACCUCUGCUCCUGCCUUGUACUGUCAGCACCCGACUGCACUCACUCCCUUUCGCUCUCAUGGUCCCCCCGCAAAUUCAUCUCCACGCGUGCCUGGGUUUAAGGAGCUUGAGAUGCCUUUCUUGGGGCAGCUCCUGCUUCCUGCUGAACCCCCAGGGCUGAUCCAUUUCAAAAUCCCCUGAGCAGUCCUAAGCAGCUGUGGGCCGCAGCCUAUGGGUUGGGGGGGGCACUGGAGGGUCACAGACAGAGACACCCCAAACAGCAGCAACUGCUGUUUCAGCACCUCUGUCCCCACUCUUCUCAGAGAUGGGCUCGGAACCCAGGAGUCCGGGCUCCCAGCCCCACCUGCUCUAACCCACUAGACCCUACUCCCCUCCCAGAACUGGGGAAAGAACCCAGGGGUCCGGGCUCCCAGCCCCCGCUGCUCUAACCACCGGAGCCGAGGAGAGAGCCCAGGAGAACCUGCUCUAACCACUAGCUCCUGUCAAGGCAGGCACGGAUGCUUUGGGGCAGAAGAGCCCCCCACUCCCGUGCCCCCUGAGGCGGGGAAUGGGCCCCCCAGAAGGGCUGAUCUCCCAGACAGACGCGUGGCAGGGGAGGGGGGCGGUGGCAAGGAGUCUGCACACCGAAAGCCUGGGCGUGGGGUGCAGUGGAGGAGACCGGGACCCUUUGGGGCAGGGAGUUAGGGAAGGGGGGGGACCCACCAGGGGGCACCAACCGGGACGGCGGAUUUGGGCAUUUUAAAGCCGGGGUGGGGGCUGGCAGCCAGGACUCCUGGGUUCUGGGCAUGGGGGCUCCAGGGGUGGGGAGCUCCCCUGUUAGGGGGCUGCUGGGGGCAGAGCCAGGCACUAGAUGGACGGGGGGGAUGGGUCAGAGAGUCCCAACCCCCUAGCGCCGGGGAGGGAACCCAGGAGUCCGGGCUCCCAGCCCCUUGUCAUGUGACUGGGCCCAUGCCGGCUUCGGGCAGUUCCGGGUGCGUUGCUAGGCAACUGGGCCCCGGUUGCCGGGGCGCCCGCCAGGUACUGGGGCUGUGGGGGGAGAGCGCGGCGCGGUGCAUUGUGGGAAGGGGCGCUCCCCCUCUACUGGGGUGCCUCAGGAAUUGGGGGUAGGCAGGGAGGGAGCAGUGCAUUGUGGGAUGGGGCGGUCCUAUGGGGCAAGAAAGCCGUGCAUUAUGACACAGGGUGCCCCCCCAGUAUCCCACAAUGCACUGCGGUGCCCCAGAAAUGGGGGCCACAACUUGAGAGGGAGCAGUGCAUUAUGGGAAGGGAAAGGGACCCCCCCCAGUAUCCCACAAUGCACUGCAGGUGCCCCAGAAAUUGGGGAGGGGGUUGCCUGGAGCAGUGCAUUGUGGGAAGGGAAAGGGGGUACCCCCCCAGAUAUGGGGUGAGGAAGCAGUGGGUUAUGAAAUAGGACACCCCCUGAUAUCCCACAAUGCACUGUGGGUGCCUUAGUAAUGGGGGUAUGGCCUGAGACAGGCAGCAGUGCAUUGUGGGAUGAGGCUCCCCCAUAACCCACAGUGCACUGCGGGUGCCCAGCAUUGGGGUUCCCUCAGUAUAUGGGGUCCCAGUGCAAACCAGUCAGCCCAGCAUGGAUCAGUACAGCAUCCUGGGCAGGAUCGGGGAAGGAGCCCACGGCAUCGUCUUCAAAGCCAAGAACAUAGAGUCGGGGGAGACUGUGGCGCUGAAGAAGGUCGCUCUGCGGAGACUGGAGGACGGGAUCCCGAACCAGGCGCUGCGGGAGAUCAAAGCACUACAGGAGAUUGAGGAGAAUCAGCAUGUGGUGAAGCUGAAGGCCAUGUUCCCCCAUGGCGCAGGCUUCGUGCUGGUGUUCGAGUACAUGCUGUCGGACCUGGCCGAGGUGAUCCGCAACGCCCAGCAGCCCCUCACGCAGGCCCAGGUGAAAGGCUACAUGCUCAUGCUGCUGCAGGGGGUGGCCUUCUGCCACGCCAAUAAUAUCAUGCACCGGGAUCUGAAACCAGCCAAUUUACUCAUCAGCUCUGCGGGGCAGCUGAAGAUUGCAGAUUUUGGCCUCGCCAGGGUGUUCUCCAGUGACGCAGGCCGGCUCUACAGCCACCAGGUGGCCACCAGGUGGUACCGUGCCCCGGAGCUCCUGUAUGGCGCCCGGAAGUAUGACGAAGGGGUGGAUUUGUGGGCUGUGGGCUGCAUUUUUGCCGAACUGCUGAACAAUUCGCCCCUCUUCCCCGGGGAGAACGACAUCGAACAGCUCUGCUGCGUGCUCCGGGUGCUGGGCACCCCCAGCCAGCGCGUCUGGCCGGAGAUCACGGAGCUGCCUGACUACAACAAGAUCUCGUUCAAAGACAACCCGCCCAUCCCGCUGGAGGAGGUGCUGCCCGACGCCCCCCCACAGGCCCUGCAGCUCCUCAAGCGCUUCCUGGUCUACCCUUCCCGGGAGCGCGUGAGGGCAGCCCAGGCAUUGCUGCAUCCCUAUUUCUUCACCCCCCCGCUGCCCGCCCACCACUCGGAGCUCCCCGUUCCCCAGCGUGGGGGCAGGAAGGCCCGGCAGGGACCCCCGCACCAGCGCGACUUCCACAUUCGAGCGGCCCGUGGAGGAAUCUGUGGUGGACCCCGAAUGGGUGGCCCCUUAUGUGAUGCGAGGGUGAAGAUGGGACAUGGGGCCUGUCCCCUCUAGGGGGCGCUGGCUCUGAAUCAGCCCUGUGAAGGGUGAAGAUUGGCCCCAGAUCCCUAUAUAGUCCCUGUAAUAGGGACCCCCAGUCUGUCUGUCCCCCCAGCAUCUCCCCCUCUGGUUCCUGGUGCUCUCUGGACUCUGUGGUGACACUGAGUUUUGUAAUUAAAUGGCUUUUGUUUACUGUGAA
Molecule: messenger RNA, 3284 nt
Organism: Chelonia mydas (Green sea turtle)
Lineage: Eukaryota; Metazoa; Chordata; Testudines; Cheloniidae
Gene: CDK20
Product: cyclin dependent kinase 20
Exons: 9
Coding region: 2039-3100 (353 amino acids)
Biological process (GO): protein phosphorylation
Cellular component (GO): nucleus
Molecular function (GO): ATP binding; cyclin-dependent protein serine/threonine kinase activity
Source: RefSeq, a predicted model, not a curated record